AUGUCCAAGCAAUCCAUCGCCAUGAUCGCCGCUCUGAGUGCCGGAGGCGGCGCUGCCCUUACCGCCGCCGUCUACUCGCUCCGCUCCAAGCCCGAACAAGCAUCACAACUCCAACAGCCACCGCAACAACAACUCCCACCCACCGCGACCCUCCCCGGCGCCUACCCGCAACCACCCCUCCCCUCCGCCCUCCCCACCGCCGGCCUCACCACGCCGGCCUCGCCCGUCAACCCGUCCGGCCUGUUCGAGUACGGCUUCCCCGGCCCCGUCGCCGACCUCGCCGCGCGCUCCGCCCUCGUCUCCAGCUACGACCGCCGCACGCGCAACCCGCACUGGGUCGCCGAGCACAUCACCCCCGCCUCCCUCGCCCUCCGCGAUGCCGACCGCAAGCACUCCUCCUUCCUCGAGGACCCCUCCGUCCCCGCCCACUUCCGCGCGCGCCUCGCCGACUACCACCGCAGCGGCUACGACCGCGGCCACCAGGUGCCCGCCGCCGACGCCAAGUGGUCCCAGCGCGCCAUGGACGACACCUUUUACCUGACCAACAUGUGCCCGCAGGUCGGCGAGGGCUUCAACCGCGACUACUGGGCGCACUUUGAGGACUUUUGCCGCCGCCUCACGCAGCGGUACCCGUCCGUCCGGGUCGUCACGGGCCCGCUCUACCUGCCCCGCAAGGACCCGGCCGACGGCAAGUGGUACGUCCGGUACGAGAUGAUUGGCAGCCCGCCGUCGGUGGCGGUGCCGACGCACUUUUACAAGGUCAUCUUCGCCGAGGACGGCAAGGGCGCGGGGGGCAACGUGGCGCUCGGCGCCUUCGUGCUGCCCAACGCGCCGAUCGACAACAACAAGCCGAUCACGGACUUUGAGGUCCCCGUGGAGGCGGUGGAGCGCGCGAGCGGGCUCGAGUUCGCGACCAAGCUGCCGCCGCAGCGCCGCAAGCGCCUCUGCGCGGAGACGACCUGCGCGCUGGUCAUCAAGGACUACGCAGAUCGGCAAAAGGCCUUUGCCAAGGGCGACGGCAAGCGUUCCCUCCCGCCUUCGCAAUAG
Molecule: messenger RNA, 1047 nt
Organism: Cordyceps fumosorosea ARSEF 2679
Lineage: Eukaryota; Fungi; Ascomycota; Sordariomycetes; Hypocreales; Cordycipitaceae
Product: mitochondrial nuclease
Exons: 1
Coding region: 1-1047 (348 amino acids)
Biological process (GO): apoptotic DNA fragmentation
Cellular component (GO): mitochondrial inner membrane; nucleus
Molecular function (GO): nucleic acid binding; RNA endonuclease activity; metal ion binding
Source: RefSeq, a predicted model, not a curated record